Molecule: messenger RNA, 948 nt
Organism: Suillus subalutaceus
Lineage: Eukaryota; Fungi; Basidiomycota; Agaricomycetes; Boletales; Suillaceae
Exons: 8
Coding region: 1-801 (266 amino acids)
Source: RefSeq, a predicted model, not a curated record
AUGGCCGUCGAUAGUGGCCCUAGUAGCAGGCCGCUGCACUCCAAGGUUGCAUUUGGCGCAGAUAGUGGCCAAUAUAACGUGCCCUCUCCUCCUUUGGUUGGGUACAUCGUUUCUUUGCUUUACCUUAAACUUGCAAGUUCUGAUGGCUAUGAGAUUGUUGCUAUCCCGCGGGUACUCAAUAUUCAGGUCCCCCGCUCAAUGGAGCAAACCCUUGCCAAUGCCAAUUCAGUAAUCUACUCACUGACGAGCGCGUGUGGUGUUUGCCAGGGCCUAUUCCUGGUGACUACUUAUUCCCUCACAGCUGGAGUUCCUGGAAAAACCUAUUGCACAACGGCUUUUACACAAUUAUAUCCAACGACCAUUCCGACUGGCACUGCGGUUCCGAAUUGGGCUUAUUUGGAUGUCGUAGUACACGAAGUAUCACAACUGUCAUACCCUAAAUUCCUUGGAAGUGCGCACAACACUUCGACUACACCGCUAUCCGUGGCUCACCCGCCUCGGCCACGAGUACAGGGUCUUCAACGCCCACUUCGAAGAGCUCGGGACAUUGGGGCUACAGCUGGGGGCGUUGUCGGAGGAAUUGUCGGAGUUUGGAGCCAUCGCAGGCGCCGUCGUUUUCGCAGAGGCGUCCUCAGCCGCUUUCAGCCAACCCCAAAUGACGCAGCCUCCACGAUCCCGCCGACCCGAGCACUUUUCCCGCCGCCAUUGUUCUCUACGUUACAAACCACCACAUCGUCCUUCAACCAAACUUUUCACAGCAGGUCGCGUCCCGGGCAGUAUAAUGGUGUUCCGGAGUUCUAAAAUAGCUCGCAAAGAUGAUCUCUGGAUGGCCAUUCCCUAUAGAAUUGGACAACACAUUAUACCAUACGACAGAUUGGCAGGGAGUUCGGCUGCAAACGGUGUGGGUUUGGUAAUGAGCUUUAUGUAAGCGGUUUCAUUGAUGCAGAU